Scatophagus argus is the source of this 816-nucleotide messenger RNA. It is a transcript of the gene tmem130, whose product is annotated as transmembrane protein 130. The annotation marks the transcript as partial. Lineage: Eukaryota; Metazoa; Chordata; Actinopteri; Scatophagidae. The record is from RefSeq and is a predicted model, not a curated record. The transcript has 6 exons.
UUUCAAACAGAAAAUAUUGCUGGGAAGUUGGUUUUCUAUCAGAUGGAGGGAAACGCCACCUAUGUGAGGGACAUGGGAGAACUGGCUUCAGAUGUUCCCACUGAGACCAUGUUUGAACUCUUUGAUCCCGAAAAGAAUUUCAGCAAGGCAAAGUUCACCUAUACGUGGGACUUAGGAAACGGAAAGGUGAUCCAAGGGACCGAGCCAGUCGUCCGCUAUCAUUACUCAGAGUCUGGGAACUACACGCUGAGGCUGAAAGUUGGAGUGAAUGUGACCAAAUAUGCACCUUUGCUCACUGACUUCUACUCCAUGGACAUCCAAGUGCUUGAUGCCAUUAAAAACAUUGAGCUGAAGGGGCCUUCAGAUUAUGAGGUUUCUCAAAACGCCAGUUUGGCUUUUCAUGUCAAUGGAAGUCCUCCCAUGUGGGUAUGCUGGCAUUUUUUGCCCAACUGCGUGCCGGACCUGACGGCAGGCUGCACGCUGACCAUGCUGUACGAAAACACCCUGCGACUGAAUCACACCUUCACCUCUGCUGGCGUCCACUGCUUGGACAUCAGCAUCCGCAACGACAUCAGCAAGCUGCAGACCUCCUUCAGCCUCUACGUCAAGAGAAGCACAACCUUCUCCUUCAUCACAGCCAUCGCCUGUCGGCCUCGUCACUACAUCAGAUCACGGAUUGUUGCUUCCAGUAACGCUGUAUUCCUGAAGAACCAAGGGUCUGAUGGUCAAAGCUCAAUUCUUUUUAACGUCUCCACCUUGGAGAGGGGAGAGAAGGAGCCUCUCCUCCUGCGGUAUGGAGCUCAGCACUCCUCUUAA